Messenger RNA from Eleginops maclovinus (Patagonian blennie), 1364 nucleotides. RefSeq names its product retinol dehydrogenase 13-like. Gene Ontology annotation, molecular function: all-trans-retinol dehydrogenase (NADP+) activity. NCBI's taxonomy places the organism in Eukaryota, Metazoa, Chordata, Actinopteri, Perciformes, Eleginopidae. The transcript has 7 exons. The coding region runs from base 110 to 1171 and encodes 353 amino acids. Gene Ontology annotation, biological process: retinal metabolic process. Gene Ontology annotation, cellular component: mitochondrial inner membrane. The record is from RefSeq and is a predicted model, not a curated record.
AAACAUGCGCAUCUAACCUUGUGUUAAAAGCUGUUGUAAAACCUGCUUUUGAAACGGCGUCAAAACAGUUUUUUAUGUUAGAUUUAGCAUUCAGAGAUAUUCGGGAGUCAUGAACAAAUACAUCUUACCUGUUUCUGUGUUUGGGACAGUAAUUGGAACUGCUGUUUUACUAAAGAACCAUAUGACUGGAGGCCGGUGUACUAGUAAAGCUACCAUAACUGGGAAGACUGUGGUAAUAACAGGAGCCAACACCGGCAUCGGGAAAGAGACGGCCCGGGAACUGGCCAAGAGAGGGGGUCGCAUCAUUAUGGGAUGUCGAGACAUGGAAAAGUGUGAGACAGCUGCAAAGGAAAUUCGAGGGAAGACCCUGAAUCGUCACGUUUACGCUUGCAAACUCGACCUGGCAUCAAUGAAAUCCAUCAGAGAGUUUGCAGAGAAAAUCAAACGAGAGGAGCAGCGUGUGGAUGUUCUGAUAAACAAUGCAGGGGUUAUGAGAUGUCCAGCAGGAAAGACAGAAGAUGGCUUCGACAUGCAGUUUGGAGUUAACCACCUAGGCCACUUCUUGUUGACAAAUCUUCUGCUGGAUAAGUUGAAAGAGUCCGCCCCCAGCAGAGUGAUCAACCUGGCCUCCCUCGCCCACAUCGUUGGAAAGAUGGACUUCGAGGACUUGCACUCGGAGAAAAAGAAGUUUGAUACCAAGCAGGCGUACUGUCAGAGCAAGCUUGCCAAUGUUCUGUUCACCAGAGAGCUCGCCAAGCGCUUACAAGGCACAGGAGUCACGGUGAAUGCUGUGCACCCGGGCGUCGUUGCCACGGAGCUCGGGAGGCACACCAAUCUGCACCAAUCACAGUUCUCCACCACUGUGCUCAGUCCUUUUUUCACGCUGUUGGUGAAGAGCCCGGAGCUGGGGGCCCAGCCUAGCGUCUACCUGGCCGUGUCCGAGGAGAUGGAGGGAGUGACUGGGGGUUACUAUGAUGUGAUGACAGAAAAGGAGCCUGCGCCUGAGGCUCUGGAUGAGGAUGUGGCUCGCAGGCUGUGGGAGGUCAGCAGCAGGCUGGUGGGUCUGGAGGAGGAAGGACAAUUGAAACCCCCAACAGAGGUCCAGAGCAGAGCUGCCCAGCCGGUCCUCGCUCAGACACAGGGACAGAGUGUCGGUACUGUGGGGCUGUAGGCCUGCGCUGGCCUCUGGACCUGCAGGGGAUAAUGGACCUUUUAUGGCUUGAGUUGUGCCAGGCUCGCUGAAAUAACUCACAGUCUGAGUCUGAGUGGCUGCUUGUCUGUGUAAAUGCAUUGUUUUGUACAGGCCUUCAUGUUCCUGCAUCAGGAUAUUUUCUUUAAAACACGUUUAACAAGCAGCCUUUGAA